Messenger RNA from Colletotrichum paranaense, 501 nucleotides. RefSeq lists its product as uncharacterized. The transcript has 2 exons. Lineage: Eukaryota; Fungi; Ascomycota; Sordariomycetes; Glomerellales; Glomerellaceae. Bases 1 to 501 code for a protein of 166 amino acids. The record is from RefSeq and is a predicted model, not a curated record.
AUGGGAGCCAAGCCCUCGGUGCACGGAUAUUUCGGGCAGUGUGCGCUGGGGCGCUGGGCGCUGGGCAGAGUCUCCAGGUCGUCUCCAGGUCCUAGGUCCAGCCCACCUUCGCCGAUACGUACCUUUUCUCCCUCCUUGCUGCCCCCCGUCUUCCCCGUCCGUCACCAUUUCUCUCCCGUCGCCUCUCCCAAUUCCCGCUGGUCACUGGAUCGAAGUCUUCGCCGUCGUCUAAUUGUCCCGUCUUUUCUCGUCCCUUUCUCGGCUUCUACUCCUUGUUCUGCCGCAGAUGUUGCCCAGAGCCUCGAAUGCCCGUCCACUUUUUUUUGUGCAGAAUUCGAGAUGCCGUAUUCAUCAGGUACCUUGACGUUAUUCACUUGUGCUGAGCACUGUCUGUCGUCUGCCCCGUCUGGCCUCAGUCUCGGCCUGUCUCUUUUGCAUCUUUUCUCUCUCCCCUCACGAUCCUACAAUGAGGCAGUGAGAGUGAGACAGCAUAGAGAAUAA